Messenger RNA from Paramacrobiotus metropolitanus, 951 nucleotides. Its product is annotated as KN motif and ankyrin repeat domain-containing protein 3-like. Gene Ontology annotation, cellular component: cytoplasm; cytoskeleton. Lineage: Eukaryota; Metazoa; Tardigrada; Eutardigrada; Parachela; Macrobiotidae. Gene Ontology annotation, biological process: negative regulation of actin filament polymerization. The coding region runs from base 645 to 917 and encodes 90 amino acids. The transcript has 4 exons. The record is from RefSeq and is a predicted model, not a curated record.
CCGGUAACUGUGAACCUGAGGAAGCCGAACAGUUAUCGAUCGAAUCACCGCAAUUAGUUGAUUUCGGCAUCGGCACUGAUUCACCGGCGAUGAUCUCCACCGAAACCUGGACACCACUCGGAGAAACCACGGAAACCGCCUCCAACACCGACCCCCUGCCAACCACCACGCCAACACCCACCCGCACAAUUUUCCGCACCCCAAAAAAAUCCUCCAGACGAAUUCCCCAUAAAAACGCCUAAAUUCCCGGCAAAAGUAACCCGUACCGGCAAACGCCUACGAAAAUCCUUUAUUGAUCGUGGAGCCCGAGAUUGCCCAGGAAACAGCCGGAAAAUCAACUGAUAAUGUUGACAAUGGUGAGAAAUCAGCGGCCAAGCAGGAAGUAACGGAAUCAGUGGGGGAAAACGAAAAGGACGAUGAGAGCAGCGAGAAAUUGACACCGACUGUCGAAGUGGUGCGUCCAUUGAGCGAAGAUGAUCCGCUGUCGCCGGCAGUGUCAACACACUCGGAGGAGCUGAGUGAGGACGAGGGCAGCUACGAUCUGCGACACGGAUAUUUGUCCAACAAGUGUGGGGUGGAAGAGAGGCCCAGUGUGGCCAAGAUCUUCACUUUCGAUGACUACGAAGCGGUCGAAGAAGUAAGUGAUGGCCGCCUGCAAAGUCCUCAACGACUACCUGCAGCGCGAAGGACGCUCGAAUUCGCGCAGCAGCGAAUCCAGCGUGAAUGGAUCGCUAAGAAAGCGCACCAAUAAAAUCGAUCGGUGUAUCCGCAUCAUCGAGCAGGAGUGGUUCCGGAUGGCGGGCCAGAAGAACGCCAACGCCCAACUGGUCAACGACUACCUCGACGCUUUUGAAGGAAUGUCCAAGGCCUUACUGCACAAAGUCGUCAAUUUGGCUGAUAACAAUCUGGUCAACUGAACGACCGCACGGGUAGGACAAGAAAAUCAACCGC